Messenger RNA from Heterobasidion irregulare TC 32-1, 1818 nucleotides. RefSeq lists its product as uncharacterized. The annotation marks the transcript as partial. The record is from RefSeq and is a predicted model, not a curated record. Gene Ontology annotation, biological process: cristae formation. The transcript is spliced from 9 exons. NCBI's taxonomy places the organism in Eukaryota, Fungi, Basidiomycota, Agaricomycetes, Russulales, Bondarzewiaceae.
UCAGUUCUGAAUCUUCCCAGAGCUGCAUCCGACAAUGAAAUAAGAGAGCGGUACCGGGCUCUGUCUAUCGUAUUUCAUCCUGAUAAACAACAUGAUGAGUCCACGAAGGAAACGGCGAACAGACGGUUCUUGGAGAUCCAGAAGGCGUAUGAAGGUAUAUACAACCCAUACACGAAUGAUGGCUAUGAUGGCCUAUCCAUUGAUUGGCCACCGCAGCUUCGCGACAUGCCUCGAGAUCAAGUUCGACGGAUUUUAACCCAGACAACACAACAACUCAAAACCCAUAAACUAGUCGACAUGAUAAAUCCUCAGGGACAAAUGACCUUUGGUAUCGAUGCUCGAUCUCUAUUCACAUCGGACAUCCCUACCAGCGGCUCAACUUGGGUAGAGCAGGCGGCUGAUAGGGUCUCUGAUAUUAGAAUUUCGUCAUUUGUUCUCCAACAUACAAUUCAGAGAAGCGUUGAUGCAAAAACACAAAUAACUGCAACUGCCAAGAUGGGGCGGGGCGCAGGUGGGAAUGUCCUAGGCACAGUACGACAUCAAUACUCACCGCGUCUGAGGUUUGAGGCCACGGCAUCCCUUCUUCGCUCGCGUCUCCUCAGCGUCAAGGGAAUAUAUCUCGGCGAUGACGAAACGAUAACCGCUCAGACGUCGAUGUCACUGCAAUCGCCCUCCUCGCCACCUCCUCUCACGGUUACGUAUAGCCGCCGCCUGUCCCGCACAUCACCUAUACAUGGUGUGCUAGGUUUACACGCCGGAGAGAUGCCUUUUUUCACUCUUGACAUUCGGUGCCCAUCUCCCUUUGAUCUUACCUCCCAGAUUGGGGCAGGGGAAGAAAGCCCUCGCUCAUCAAGUUCUGGAUCCGUUUCUGGACUCAGCAAAGGUCUCACUUAUUCGUCAUAUGGUGUCACGCUGGCGGGAUUGGAAACAGGUUUGAGAGCGCAAUGGGGUGUUACGUUCUCAGAGCUUCAGCUCGAGACUAGGCUAUUACUGCAACUCAACGUGAGGGGCCUUUCAUGGGCGCUUGUUGGUAGCUGGGGUGACGAUCAGGGGGGCGUCUCGACAUCGGUGGAGAUAAACGCCGGCGGUGUAGAAAUGAAAUUGGACCUGACCUACCUCGGGCAGCGGCUGGUCGUGCCCGUUACAGUGGCUGAUGAUUACGACCCUUCGCUUGGAUUCCUUACGGCAGUUUUACCCACCACCGGCUUCCUUCUGGCGUAUCAGUUGAUCUUGAAACCUCGUCGGCGGAAGGAGCGAGCUGCGUUCUUCCGCAAUGCGCGAAAAGAACUCUCAGAAGAUCGGGCAUCGGUGAGGCGCGAAGUCGAAGAGACGAUAUCGCUACUCAAGGAGACCGCACGGAAGCACAUGCAGGCCGAAAAGGCGAGAGAAGGCCUAAUCAUUCUGGACGCAAAGUAUGGACCCACGGAUUCGGAUCUGGAAGCCAGAUCUCUUGAAGUGGACGUAACCAUCCCAAUCCAGGCGCUCGUGUAUCACAGCCAACUGUAUAUUCCAGGCCACCGCACAAAGGUGAGCAGGGUCCAUCAAAUCGAGUUGCUAACCAUGGCUUCUUCCGGUCUUCAAGGUUUCUAUGACCCUGCGCCGUCCUGUAGCAAGGCACUGCGGAUACGUUACUCAUUCCUUGGCCGUAUGCACUACGCUGAAAUACCAGACUUUGUCCCUGUGGUUCUGCCACUCGAAGGUGAGGCUACAAUUGACCUGUUCCGUUCACGACAAUUGUUAAGCGUCUUUCUAUUGUGCCAACAGAUCACCUCGUCAACACCGCACUAUUAUAAGGCCACCCUAUUGUACUGCCCCUGA